AUGGAAACCACAUUCCCCGUCAUGAUGGAUCCAACAGACCGACUAAGCCGGGGUGAAAUCAGUGCAGCACCGAUGGUUGUUCAGCAGUAUGCGCGAUACCCGCAGACGCUAGAGUCCUCCCUACGCAGUGCAUCCUCGCUAGGGAGUGCACGCAGCCAGGCAGAAGCCCGUAAAUCGCCUUCCUUGCAUCGCAAGGGUACCCCUCGAAGCUUACAGUCUUCUCCAAGGGGAAUUAGGUCUGCUAUUCCUGCGUCGGCUGCUCGAUCAGGGCCUUCAAUGUCACCGCCUGUAUUUGAUGCCCUGCGCCAUGCGCCAAUGAAAGAUACAACAGACCAAGCAGAGUCUAGAGUCCUACCAUCGCGAGAUAUCACCGAUGAGAACAUUGAUGAUGCCUAUGUGAUGUUCAUAUUUUACUGCAAUCCCAAUGUCCCUUCUUCUGUCGAUACAUCUGAACUAAGAAAGACAUUUCGCUGCCCUCCACGCAGCGAUGGCAAGAGCUUUAGUGUCCAUAAGCUAUUCGAGCUGAUUCGAAGGCUUGACAACAAGGAGCUCAAGACCUGGAUUCAACUAGCAAUUGAGCUAGGCGUCGAGCCACCAUCAAUGGAAAAAAAACAGAGUACACAAAAAGUUCAGCAAUAUGCUGUUCGACUAAAGCGUUGGAUGCGUGCCAUGCACGUCGAUUCAUUUUUUGAAUAUUGCCUCGGACAUCCGCAUGCCUACUACACGCAAUUACCACCCUCUGGCCCAUUCGUGAGUGAAUCUCGUGAUGGGGUGCCGCUGGAGGAGGACCUUGCCCUUCGAGCUCUUGUCCCUCAAUGGAAGCCCAAGAGAGGCAGAAAAAGAGCCGACGAAAGAGAGCUUGAGGAAGAAAAAGUGGCGAAACGACCUUCCUUGGACACUUCGGUAGGAGGCUUACCGCCAGGGAGCUUUCAUAACCACUCCGUGACGUUUCCGCAGAGCGCCAUACCUUUCAGUGCCUUUCCUGAAGACGAUCCAUGGAUGACAGCAAACUCGUCCUUCCCACCACCUGGCGCAUCGGAACAGCAAAAUCAGGAUUUACGUUGGAGGCUUCCAGACCGCGAGACAUCCCCAGCAGGAUAUCCGCAGUCUGCAAUUCUUCCAAGAGGCCACCACGCAGAUAUUAUUAUGUCGGCCGAGCCUCGAUCUGCUGUGACACCAUCAUCCGGAGAGAAGACUCGUGCCAAGCGCAAGCAUGGCCCUGCAGUUUCAUCCGCCUGGCCAACUAGUAAUAACCCGUCCAAUGGAAAGAGUCGAGGAAGACCCCCCAAUAAACCUUCAUCUGGUUCUUUUUCGACCUUUCAGCUCCAGCCAAGCAGAGAAUCAUCCCAGAUUCCGCCAACUUCGGUUCCUCAAUCACCUCCACCAGCUGUGGAUCAUAAUGGCACCCCAAGUACUGGGCCAACACCAUCCUAUAAUCAAUCACCUACCCCUGCCACCCAAGGCAGACCAGGAAAACUUCAACUGCAGGUUCCUCAACACAUGGGGGCCCCGGUACGCCUUGCCACACCCCCAACAUUGCUAGUGAACGGUGUCAACGGAGCAAUUAUUGCUCAGUCCACGGAAUCUCAACCCCAGGUUCAUCCACAAUCUCAUCAUCAUGUUCAAUCUCAGACUCAUUCUCCAGCCCAUCCUCAACCACACCCCCAAAUUUACUCCCAAGGCCAUCCUCAGAGUCAUCUCCAUACCCAUCCUCAAGCCCACCCUCAAAUGCAUCAUCCCCAAGCUCAUUCCAAUGUCCAUCCCAAUAUUCCUCAACAGGUUGACCACAGGGGUACACUUGGUGAGCCUGGUCCGACAGUCGAUCAACGAGCCGUGGAGACGGCUCCCAAAGUACCAUUCGACGAAAUCAUUCGCGCUCUAUCAAGUGAGCUAUUAGGAGCGCGUGUCAUGAGACCGACACCACUUAAUCCCGAGGAGGCUCAUACACUGGCUGCUAUGAUGGUAUUUAAUUCAUCUGCGCAGUACUCAAAACUACCGAUUGAGUUACAUUCCUAUCUCCUGGCCUUUAAUCUUGGCGUGGGACACUACUUUGGGUUUUCAGCUCCUAGGCAAACGCCCAUGGUUGUUCAUAUUGAACACCCGACCCCGGAUGCAAAUGACCAGGUACCGGGCCCCAAAGAGCCUCGUUACAGUGUCUCUUACGAUUACAACCCCACUGGCCACUUUUCAACCCACACAGCUAUUGGCAACAUGAAUCCUGCAAUUGCUUUUGUUGGGCCGCCACCGCAGCCACCGGCUCCGCCUCCUGAUCAUCGAAACAAGGUCCCUGAGAGUGAUAAUGCAUCAAACAUUGAAAUGGAGGAAGACGACGGUGAAAAUCCUGCCUCUGAUGCCACAUGGAAACAGCGAUUCAUGAAACUUCGAUCGCAGAUGCAAAAGAAGGAUCGUGCCUUGUCGCAAUACAAGCGAAAGAUUGUUGAAUCGGUCAUGGCUGAUAUUUGA
Messenger RNA from Penicillium verhagenii, 2463 nucleotides. It is a transcript of the gene abp2, whose product is annotated as putative ARS binding protein Abp2. Lineage: Eukaryota; Fungi; Ascomycota; Eurotiomycetes; Eurotiales; Aspergillaceae. Gene Ontology annotation, molecular function: DNA replication origin binding. The transcript has 2 exons. Bases 1 to 2463 code for a protein of 820 amino acids. The record is from RefSeq and is a predicted model, not a curated record.